CACGUUCAGCGGACACGGGAGCAAGAUGGCGAUUCCGGGCAGGCAGUAUGGGCUUAUUUUGCCAAAGAAAACACAGCAGUUGCACCCUGUUUUGCAAAAACCAUCAGUGUUUGGGAAUGAUUCUGAUGAUGAUGAUGAGGACACCUUGCAGUAAAUUCAUCAGGAACUUUCUGUUUAUCAAGCACAGACCCUCAUGGAAGUUCAUUGAACAAACAGAUCAGGGCUGCCACCUCAACCUGACUAGACUGCUGCUCUGAUGUUACCUUCAGCACUAGGUUGGUGUUGCUUUUUUGCCUCAGAGGAGACUGAAGACAGAUAAGAACAUUUCUGAAAAACUCUCUUUCAUCCUACCCACCCCACCCCCGCCUCAAGUGGUGUGCCCUGUACUUUUCAACCCUGGAUUGCUACACUGCCCUCCCUUCAUUUACAAAAGCGAGCUUGUGCCUCCCCAAGGGUUUUUACAGUUUUAUGUUUACUUCUCACAUUUAACCUCCCUGACUUGUAGAACCUCUUUAGAGGGAGGGAGCCUGACUUAAGAGGAAUUGGAAGCUGAGUAUAACUAAUUUUUUAUAUUAUAUAUAUUUGGCCUUUGAGUACGUAAGAUUUAUUUCCACAAAUUUACUAAUUAUAUUUAAACUUUUACUAGUUGUUUUGUAUUUAGUCAUCACAUGUUCUCUUAUUAGUGGGAGAGGAACACGAGAGGCCCUGGGCAAUGGAAGUAAACUGGUCUAGAAAAACUAUGAUAAUUCAAAAAGUGGAGAAUUUGAGUUUCAGUAAAUAAUUAAAUUUUGUUAUUGAUACAUGCUGUUUGUACAUAUUUACAGGAUACAUGUGAUAUUUUUACAUGCAUAGAAUGUUAAUGACCAAGCUAAAGUAUUUAGGCUAUCUAUCAUCACUAGCAUUUAUCAUUUCUAUGUGUUGAGAACAUUUCAACUCCUCACUUGUAGCUAUUUUGAAGUGUACAGUACAUUGUUGUUAGCUGUAGUCACCCUACUCUACUAUCGGACAUUAGAACAUAUUCCUCUAUCUCACUGUAUGUUCCUACCCAUUAGUACCCAUUAACCAACCUCUCUUUAUCUUCCUCCUCCCCCAAGUCCUUCCCAGCCUCUGUUAACUAUCAUUCUACUUUCUACCUCUAUGAAAUAAAUUUUUUCAGUUCAUACAUAUGGGACAUGAGAUUUUGUCUUUCUGUGUCUGGCUUAUGUUACUUAAGAUAAUGACCUUUGGUUUAAUCCAUGUUGCUAUAAGUGACAUGAUUCCAUCCUUUUUCUUUUUUUCUUUUUUGAGUCGGAGUUUCGCUCUUGUUGCCCUGGCUAGAGUGCAAUGGUGCAAUCUUGGCUCACUGCAACCUCUGCCUCCCGGGUUCAAGCGAUUUUCCUGCGUCAGCCUUCCAAAUAGCUGGGAUUACAGUGGAAACGGGACUUCACCAUGUUGGCCAGGCUGGUCUCGAACUCCUGAGCUCAAGUGAUCUGCCUGCCUCGGCCUCCCAAAGUGCUGGGAUUACAGACCUCCGUGAGUGAAAGCCUUCAGAGGGAAGCUGCUAAGAAGCAGGCCAUGAAACAGACCAAACUGGAAAUCCAGAAGGCCCUUGCAGAAGAUGCUACUGUGUAUGAAUAUGACAGUAUUUAUGAUGAAAUGCAGAAAAAAAAGGAGGAAAAUAAUCCCAAAUUGCUUUUGGGGAAAGACCGAAAGCCCAAGUAUAUUCACAACUUGCUAAAAGCUGUUGAGAUCAGAAAAAAGGAACAGGAAAAAAGAAUGGAAAAGAAAAUCCAGAGAGAACGAGAAAUGGAAAAGGGAGAGUUUGAUGAUAAAGAAGCAUUUGUGACGUCUGCAUAUAAGAAAAAACUGCAAGAGAGAGCUGAGGAAGAAGAAAGAGAAAAGAGGGCUGCUGCACUGGAAGCAUGUUUGGAUGUAACCAAGCAGAGAGAUCUCAGUGGAUUUUAUAGGCACCUAUUAAAUCAAGCAGUUGGUGAAGAGGAAGUACCUAAAUGCAGCUUUCGUGAAGCCAGAUCUGGUAUAAAGGAAGAAAAAUCAAGGGGCUACUCCAAUGAAGUAAGUUCAAAAAGCAGAAUACCACAGGAGAAAUGCAUUCUUCAAACUGAUGUGAAAGUAGAGAAAAACCCAGAUGUGGACAGUGACUUUGAUGCUAAGAGCAGUGAGGAUGAUGAAGUAGAAGAAACUAGAGUGAACUGCAGAAGGGAAAAGGUCGUAGAGACUCCUGAGAAUGACUCCAAGCACCACAGGAAUCAAAACCACUCUCGGUCACCUAGUGAAGAAAGAGGGCACAGUGCCAGACACCACACGAAAGGAUCACGAACAUUGAGAGGACAUGAGAAAAGGGAAGAUCAGCACCAACAGAAGCAAUCCAGAGACCAGGAGAACCAUUACACUGACCGUGAUUACUGGAAAGAAAGGGAUUCUCAUAGGCACAGAGAGGCCAGUCAUAGAGAUUCCCAUUGGAAGAGGCAUGAACAGGAAGAUAAACCAAGGUCAAGGGACCAAAGAGAAAGAAGUGACAGAGUGUGGAAAAGGGAGAAAGACAGGGAGAAAUAUUCCCAAAGAGAACAAGAAAGAGAUAGACAACAAAAUGAUCAGAACCGACACAGUGAGAAACGAGAGAAGGAAGAGAAAAGCAAAGCAAAGGAAGAGCAUGUGAAAGUAAGGAAGGAAAGAUAUGAAAAUAAUGAUAAAUACAGAGAUAGAGAAAAACGAGAAGUAAGUGUUCAAUCUUCAGAAAGAAAUCGAGAUAGAAAGGAAAGCAGCCCAAAUUCUAGGGCAAAGGAUACAUUUCUUGACCAAGAAAUAUCCAACAAAAUGAGAAACAUGGCAAAGGACAAAGAAAGAAACCAGGAGAAAGCCUCUAAUUCUGAAUCAUCACUGGGAACAAAACACAGACUCACAGAGGAAAGGCAAGAGAAGGGUAAAGAACCAGACAGACCACCUGAGGCAGUGAGCAAGUUUGCAAAGCGGAACAAUGAAGAAACUGUAAUGUCAGCUAGAGACAGGUACUUGGCCAGGCAGAUGGCGCGGGUUAAUACAAAGACCUAUAUUGAGAAAGAAGAUGAUUGAUGGCUACCCUAAGAGAAAGAU
Mandrillus leucophaeus (drill) is the source of this 3090-nucleotide messenger RNA. It is a transcript of the gene NSRP1, whose product is annotated as nuclear speckle splicing regulatory protein 1. NCBI's taxonomy places the organism in Eukaryota, Metazoa, Chordata, Mammalia, Primates, Cercopithecidae. The transcript has 9 exons. Gene Ontology annotation, biological process: regulation of alternative mRNA splicing, via spliceosome. The coding region runs from base 1555 to 3069 and encodes 504 amino acids. The record is from RefSeq and is a predicted model, not a curated record.